Molecule: messenger RNA, 1418 nt
Organism: Ailuropoda melanoleuca (giant panda)
Lineage: Eukaryota; Metazoa; Chordata; Mammalia; Carnivora; Ursidae
Gene: JSRP1
Product: junctional sarcoplasmic reticulum protein 1
Exons: 8
Coding region: 1-1206 (401 amino acids)
Biological process (GO): skeletal muscle contraction; regulation of ryanodine-sensitive calcium-release channel activity
Cellular component (GO): sarcoplasmic reticulum
Source: RefSeq, a predicted model, not a curated record
AUGGGUGGGGGUGGGGUCCCCCUCUGGUCAAGGCCCAGUCCUGCUGCAAGGGUGGGGCUGCGCCAGCCCCAGCCCCCGGUGGCCCUCCUCCCCUCCCGCCACCGCAGCCUGCAGAGCGGAUUGGCCCACGCUGCAGCCUGCAGCCACCUGUUGCUGUCUGUCUUGGGGCCACCCUCCCUGGGCUCCAUCUGUCCAGCGGGCUCACCGUGGCGGCCGUGGACCCUCCCCCUGCCCAAGCCCGGACGGAGGGGCUCAGACGUCUCCAUGACAACAAGGGCCUUGCAGGAACUGGACGGAGGCCUGGGCAGCCGCCAAGCAGGCAAGGACCUCUCCACACUGGCUGACCCCUGCCCCAACCAGCCCCAGGAGGACAGGGCUCAAGCGAUGCCCAGGCUGGCCGACUCUAGCAGCUGGCCCCAUGUUUCUCAAGCUGAGGGCAGCCCCACAGGCAGUGUGGAUGCCAGGCCCAAGAAGACAGAAAAGGAGCCCGUGGCCAAAGUGGCCCCAGGACCUGGGAAAGAAAGGCUGAAAGCAGGAGCAAUGCCCCGGAGCCCCGCGCGCAGGAAGGUGCAGGCCUCACCGCCCCCGCAGCGGCCGCCGCCACCCCCAGUCCCCGCCCCGAGCGAGGAGCUGCCCUGGGGAGACCUGUCACUCAACAAGUGCCUCCUGCUGGCCUCACUGGUGGCGCUGCUGGGCUCGGCCUUCCAGCUGUGCCGCGAUGCUGUGGCUGGGGAGGCAGAUGCCCCUGCCCCUGUCCCUGAGCCAUGGGUACCGCCAAGCUCGGCCCCGGAGCCAGCACUCGCCCCGCUGAAGCCCAGGGCCUGGGCGCCCCCACCGGGACCGCCGGCGCCACAGCGGGAGGAGGCCGAGGAGGCCGAGAAGGCUGUUGGGGAAAAGCACGCGCCCAAGGAGCCUCCGCGGGAGAGGCCUCGGAAGGAGAGGCCGCCGAAGGAGGAGAGGCUGCAGAAGGAGAAGCGGCGGAAGGAGGAGCGGCCUCGGAAGCCGGAGAAGCCGCGGGCCGCCAGGGAGCCCCGAGGAGCCCUACCCCGGGGCUGGGAGGUGCGCGAAGGGGGCCAUCCGCACCGGGCGCAGGACUCCCGAGACCCGGGACGCAGAAAGAGGCAGGCCUGGGACUCCCCGCGGCGCGCCGACGCCGACCGGCCUCCGGGCCGCCAGAAGCACCGGGCGGGCAAGGGGCGGGACUGAGCCGGGCCGGGGUCCUGGGACACAAUCCUGGGACACCCCCCCCGGGGGGGGGGGCCCGCGGUUCAGCCAAAUAAAUUGAAUGCUGAGCCCAGGGUCGCCUGCUCCGUUGAGCCUCCACGCCGGAAGCUGCCGGGCCUCAAUGGCGGACGUGGAAGCUCCAGGCGUGGAGGUGGCGUGGGGACAGGAGUCGAGGCAGUGGCGCCAUCGGGGAU